Molecule: messenger RNA, 270 nt
Organism: Morchella sextelata
Lineage: Eukaryota; Fungi; Ascomycota; Pezizomycetes; Pezizales; Morchellaceae
Exons: 3
Coding region: 1-270 (89 amino acids)
Source: RefSeq, a predicted model, not a curated record
AUGCAGAUCCAAUACCCAAUCAUCUAUUCCACACAUGCAUCAAGCAGCCGUAGAAGCAGACCGAGAGCACUCAAUAGGCCAGCGCUGAAUGGGUGGGGUCCGAGUCAAGCACAUGAGACGGGUGGGGUCCGAGUCAAGCACAUGAGACGGGUGGGUAUGGUCCCCCAAUCAAAGAAAGACCAGCAAUCUAUGUCCCGAAUCCACGAUAAUGGGAAGAAGCAAAAGGGCGUUUGGGGGGCCACUGCUUUCCAGACAUCCCCAUUUCAUUAA